AUGCCCUUUCGGCAUGAUCUAGCUACGACGCUCUACCGUUUGGGACCCGAGUCGCCGCAUGCUCACGAGUUCGAUUUCAUGCUCGGUGAUCUAAUCAUGGGGCGCGCGGCUCAGUCGAGCUUGAAGAGUUUCGAUGAAGCCACCACUGGUGCUGACGGAUUCAUCUUAGAGGGAGCGAUUCGGCGCCCGGACCGAAGACAGAUCAUUGAUGAAAGUGAAUGGAUUCAGCCGCAGUUCCAAACAGUUACCCUCUCCGACCCGCGAUAUCUCACCCCUGUCAACUCCUCGCAAGAUUUCCAGGGGACCAGCGAUGCUGUCGGCGAGUCGGCGAGCCGGCGAGGCCGCAAAGCCCCGUGA
Molecule: messenger RNA, 357 nt
Organism: Gaeumannomyces tritici R3-111a-1
Lineage: Eukaryota; Fungi; Ascomycota; Sordariomycetes; Magnaporthales; Magnaporthaceae
Exons: 2
Coding region: 1-357 (118 amino acids)
Source: RefSeq, a predicted model, not a curated record